AUGCAAGAGGAUCCUGAAUCACGGGGCGCUUGGAGAGGUAAUGGGGAGACAGAUGAGAGUCUGGAGGGAUGGCUAAAACCGCCCCCGGCGAACACGAUGAGGGAGCCGCCUUUGCCCCAAGAUUCCUGGACCAACACGUGGGUCAGAGCCUGCGACGAGAACAAGAAAUGGCUCGCCAUGGCCUUCUGCGAGGACAGCCGUCACUACCCUUGGUGCUACUUGUGUGGCAAGUGGGCAGAGGAGGAGCACCUCAGGGGCGCGAAAUGUGCAGGGAAGCGAGAGCGCUUCAAUGUGGUCAUGGGCCCUUUUCUUGCGGAGCUCUUGUCCAAGGGAGCUGCGAAGAGCGAAUGUCGACGCCAAGUUCCGGGAGACGAAGAGCGGCCAAAGUUCAAGGCCAAGGCCCCGCCCCCCGUGGCGGCCCCGAGGCCGAAGCCGCCGCCGGAGCUCAGCGCGAAGCCGCCGCCACGGCCCAAGGCGAAGCCUCCGCCCGCGCCCCUAAGACCGCGAUGCCGCAAUGAGCACUGCAGCUAUCUGGCUCACCCAGAGAUGGACGAGUUCGAAGGCUACUGCUGCAAGGCCUGCCGCAAGUGGCUGCAGGAGGGGUACAAGAAAAAGACGCACCACGGCCAGCGCUGUCUGCGGGAACCCGCCCCCGACGCUGCACCAGAACCGGAGCCAGUUCCACAGCCGCCCAAGGCGCCUCCAAGUCGGCCUGCGGAGGAAGCGACGAAGUUUUCUCCACCGAGUAGGACGUCAGAGGGCGAGCCGGAGUCAGAAAUGGAGCCCAGCACGACAUUCAAGCUGCAGGCGUGCUUAAAAUUGGCGGAGCCAUGCACGUUUCGCAAGAAGAAGCUGAAUGAGGGCAUCCCUGUCUCCAGUGGCGUAGACCCGUCGGCACCUGAAACCAAGACCAACUUCGAAGGCAGCGUGCAGGUGGUCGGUGAGCCUGUUGUGAUCCUCCUGGAGUCCUUCGAGGUGCUGCGCGCACCGAUCUGCGAUGGCUGGAUCACGCUGGCCGAGAGAGGGGAAUGGAGUCCGCUCUGCAGCCGCUUUGCCGAGCCGGCCUCGGGCUGGCACCCGGCCUUCGCUUCUGCCAAGCACCUGGACAAGGAGUGGAAGCUGGCGGACGAGAUGUGGGAAGAGCUACAGCGGAUCUGGGAUGGCCUGGAGUCUGUGCAGCACGAGCUGAAGCAAGAGUUGCAUCAGCAAGGGGCUUGCCAGGAAGAGACCGUGGCACGCCGCAACGACCUGCGCCACAAGGCUCUGGAAAUGGUGCGCGAUUACCAGGAGCAAUCCAUCCGCUCCUCUGCAAAGUCUUUCGACUGGUAUGGAGGUCCUUCGAGGCAGGAGCGUGCUGGGAUCGCAAGGCAGAGGCGCAACCAGCUGGAAGAGGCUUCCAGGGUGGACGUGAAGAAGGAGUUGCAGAACCUGGCAGCGCAGCGUACCAAAGUCAUCACGGUAAGGAAUGCCAAACGUAUUGCAGAUGCCGAAUGGCAGAAUGCCAGAGAACUGCAAGAUUCCGAUCUGGCGAAGAAGGAAGAGCGUCGUGAUCAAGCACGGAUGGAGGAGAAGCAGGAGACACGUGCUUACUUCGAGAGUAUGGCGAGCCUAUGCCGGGUGGCCUCAACCAGUCUGCCGGAGCUGCUGCCGGAACUCGGACAGCACACAGAGAAGACCAUCCAGGCGGAGCUGAAGAAGCUGAAGCCAGCAGAUCAGGCAGAAGUGAGGCAGGUACUGGACGAGAACAUCAGCCUUUCACACUACGACCCACAGCAGCUGUCGAAAGCCACCCGCCUCUCGAGUGAGGGAGGCCGGCAUGCGAUCUACGAGAUGUCGCUGGAGCACACGCCAUGUGUGAUCAAAGUCUUUGACUUGCAUUCCUGCCGUGGACUUCCCGGCUUUGUCCAAGAGGUCAUGCUCCACACUAGGCUGCGGCAUCCCUUGAUUGUGCCACUUCGCCGAGCUUUCCUGGAUCUUGAUGACCAUCGUGGCUUCCUUCAGUUCGACCGCUACACCUGCAAUCUGGCAGAGUAUCUCGAGCAGUUGAAAAGACCUCGCCGGGUGCCCCAUAACUUCGGUGAGCCAGCAGAGGCCGGUUUGGUUGAUGAUCGGAUGCCAUGCAGGAUCGCACACACCAUGACACAGUCCGUGGCGCACAUCCACGCCCACCGUGUGGUCCAUGGUGACUUGAAGCCCUCCAAUUGGCUUUGGGACAAGUUGCAGAAGGCCCCGUGUCUUUGCGACUUCGAGACGGCCAAAGACCAGAAUCGUGGAACCACAACGGCAGCCAAGACCACGGGGCGAGGCUUGCACACUCCUGGCUAUCUGGCGCCGGAGCUCGUCAAGGACCCUUUCAGGUCCAAAACCAUGGAAGCAGACGUUUUCGCGCUGGGACGGUCUAUCGAGGAUGUCCUUGGCGCUGUGCCAGAGACGAGGCGGAGUCAUUGGCCGAUCAAGAGCAGCACGCGAUGCUACUUGGUUGACUGCUCCAAGGUGUACGUGAAAUCAGAUCGUUUCGGCGGAGCCGGAAGUUAUGCGGCCGUGCCCAUCAGAAAGGGCGACCUGGUGGAGCGCGGCAUCGUUCGGCGCUUGCCCGUGGAUGGGAACCACUGUCCGUAUGUUUUCACCUGGAGCGAAGACAAGACCGUGUGGGCCAGCGGCAGUGGGUGCUCCGUGUUCUACAAUGCCUCGCUCGACGGCAACGAGACAACAGAGAUGAAGAGGUUCUUCGACGAGGACCGUUUCGAAAUCUAUGCUUUGCGUGACCUGCAACCACACGAGGAGCUCACGCAUCUCUACAAGAGCAUGGAGUGGAGGGCCUGCUUUCAGGACCUGCGGCAGCCGGCGAACUCUUCGGAGGCCGCUGCUGAGGCCCUGGUUGCAAGCCAGGAGAACCUAGUCGACUGUUCCAAAGUCGAGGUUCGUCCAGAUGGGCAUGGUGGAGCCGGAGUCUUCGCAGCUGUGCCAAUCCAGCGUGGUGAGCUUGUGGAGCGGGGCAUCGUUCGCCGACUGCCGGUAGAUGGGAAUGUUAGCCCCUUCGUCUUCACUUGGAGUGAGGACAAAUCUGUAUGGGCCAGCGGCAGCGGCUGUUCCGUCUUUUACAACGCGUCCCUGAGCGGGUCCGAAAACACGGAGGUCGUUCGCCAUUUUGACAAGGACCGUUUUGAAAUCUACGCCCUUCGUGACAUUGAGAAAGGAGAGGAGCUGACACACCUCUACAAAAGCAUCGAAUGGCGCAGUUGUUUCCGGGACUUGAAAACACAGAGGGAGCUGUCGGGUUUGAAGAAACAGGACAAGGAGCGUGCGGACUUUACGGAGUACUGGGCCAGCGACCAUUCUGCGGCCACCCUGGAAAACAUGAUGCUAGAUUCAGAUGCUGCUUUCAUCGACAAACUGGAGCGGCCAGAGAUCCUCUCCCACAUGCCAAGCCUUCAGGGCAAGAGUGUUCUGGAGCUUGGGGCAGGGAUUGGCCGGUUCAGUGGCAUCCUGGCCGGCAAGGCUGAGCAAGUUGUAGCAGUGGACUUUGUCCACAGCUCCUGUGAGGAGAACAAGCGGGCCAACGCAGACAAGCUCAACUUGGAGGUCCUUCAGGCAGACGUUACGUCGUUGACUAUGGCUCCAGGCUCCUUUGAUUUGGUCUUCUCGAACUGGCUGUUUAUGUACCUCACUGACGAGGAAUGCCAGGAGUUGGCCAAGAAUAUCUUGACCUGGCUCCGCCCUGGUGGUCACAUCUUCUUGCGCGAGUCUUGCUUUCAUGCCUCUGGCAACACAGCGCGGCGCUUCAACCCGACAAAGUACCGAACACCGGAGCAGUACUCACAGUUUUUCAGCGAUGCCAGCAUCGAUGGCAUGCGCUUCCAGCUUUGUGGCACCAACUUUGUGGAAAGCUAUGCCCAGCUCAAGGGCAACAUGCACCAGUUCUGGUUCCGAUGGCAGAAGGUGGGCGUGCAGUCUGACCGUCACCUGAUGACGCUUCAGACGGGACAGUACUCGCCCGCGAAGAUUCUUCGUUACGAGAAGAUCUACGGCCGGGGCUACAUCUACACUGGUGAUGACCGCAUCUCUGAGAAGAUCAUGCAGCUUUGCGGAAGCCACCUUCAACCAGGAGCUCGCUGCUUGGACAUCGGAGCCGGUGCGGCUGGCACGGCCUACUUCCUGACACAACAGAGGCCUGGCAUCUACGUCCAUGCCGUGAAUUGGAGCAGUGAGUUGGCCAGUGUGAACGCAGGAAGACUGCCCCAGGCGCCUGAGAAUGUGCGCAAGUGUGUCACCUUCGAUUUGACUCCCGAAUCCGGUGUGCCGGAACACGAAAUGAGAUACCCACCCAAUGCCUUCGAUGUCGCCGUGCUGCGGGAGACGUUGAUGUACCUUGAUAAGCAGGACAAAGCUGUCAUUCUGCGAAAGGUUGCGCGUCUUCUGCGCCCCGGUGGCCGACUGGUUGUGGUGGACUACUGCGCAGGCAAGCCACGGGAAGAGAUGUCCGAGAUUUUCAAAGAGCACAUCCACCGCUGGCAUUACGAACUCCUCCCAGCAGCUCAACUCGAGGAACUCAUGGGACAUUACUUUGAAGUGGAGAGCGAGGAUCUUAGCCAGGACUUCGUUUCCUACAUGGACGAGGGUUUGCAGCAGAUCGAGGCGAAGCUGGGCCCGGGCACCUGGGGGCCCCCGGAGGAGCUCCGAGCCUUGCUCAGCGGCCGCUUAGAGGGUCGCCUGAAGGAGACGCUCUCGGAGCUUCCGGAGGAAGUCGCGGCCCAGGCCUGCGCUGCAGCGAUGGAGAAGGUGGAGCUCCACAAGGCUGCCUUAGAGUCCUCUGUGGAGGCCCAAAAGCUCGACUACGAUUGGGCUCGGGAGACUUGGAGCCUGGAGAAAGACGCGGCUUUGGCAGGGGACCUGAAAUGGCACAUCUUCGUCGCCACAAAGCCGUUCGCAGUGCCAUCGCACAGAGUGCGAGCCCUCGAGUCGAACAACCGGCCAACCGAGCGCAAGGAGCUAAAGAACUUUGUAGAGCGGAUGCUUUAUGAGGAUCCUUCCAUGCGCAUUCCGGCGCAAGUUGCGGCAGAGGCUUGGUGGGCUGAAGCUCUGAGCAGCACGGAUGGCUACGAACACCUGGUAAAGUGCAAGGAGGUGCUCUACUCGCAGGCCGAAUGCAGCAAACAGUUCCGCGACGGGAGGUCCUUCCAACAGCUCAUCGAGGCGAUCGUCAAGGAUCCCGAGUACCCGCUGAAGGAUGACAGGCUGGUCAUUGAGGUGGUCCGCAAAGGGGGUGCCCUGCUGUCGGUCGACAACCGCCGCCUCUACUGCUUCCAUGAGGCGCAAACCAUCCUUCGUCCCGAGACCGUUUGGAUCAGGAUACGGGAGCACCAGCACAGUCAUGUGCAAGAACGGUUCCAGAACCACUUCUCGACGCGGAACGGUGGCAAAUACAUCCAUGUACGGGGCCUCCCACUGCCUCGCCGCCCACCACCAGGUCACUGCUGA
Molecule: messenger RNA, 5478 nt
Organism: Symbiodinium sp. CCMP2456
Lineage: Eukaryota; Dinophyceae; Suessiales; Symbiodiniaceae
Source: the annotation of a GenBank genome assembly